AAGACAAAUAAGUAUAAUCCACAUCAUCAUUUUAUAGGCAUUUUUGUAUAAUCUUGAGGCCCGCGCGUCCGUCGUCGUCUAUAUAUUGCGUAGCCCCCAACACCGCUUCCAUCACGUACGUACUCACCCCCCACCCCACACGGCCCGACACGUCCGUGCUGGCUCGAUCGUACUUGCACGCCUCACCGCACACCACCACCCACAGCCGGCCAGGGCCAGCAGCCCCCCAACCCAUGACAAUGGCACCUGAGCCCUCAGCCGGCGGAGCGGCACCGCCGGUCGCUAGUAGGGUGUGGGAGUGGGAAGGCAAGGUGGCGUCGGCGGUGGCCGAGGCGACGGCGGACGAGGCGUGGGCGCUGCUGUCGGACUUCCUGGCGUUCCACCGGUGGCACCCGCGCGUGGCCGUGUGCCGGCUGGCGUCCGGCACCCCGCGCGCGCCCGGCUGCGUCCGCUACUGCGAGGGCACCACCACCGCCGGCGCCGGCAGCGACCCCGCCGACUGGGCGCACGAGACGCUGCUGGAGCACGACGACGAGCGCCGGUUCUUCCGGUACGAGAUGAACGACAACAACAUGGGCUUCGGCCUCUUCUUCGCCACGCUCCGCGUCGUCCCGGCCGCCGCGGGCGUCGGGUGCGAGCUGCGGUGGGAGUUCGAGUGCGAGCCCGUGCGCGGCACGCCCAGGGAGGCGCUCGUCGCGCGCCUGCAGGCCGGACUCGACGGCAUGGCGGCGCGCGUGCGUGACCACGUCCUGGCUGCGCGCGCCGGUGCCGGCGCCGCCGCCCCUGCUGUGGUCGCCGCGGGGCUGGAGGCCGCCGGUGAGCUCGUCGUCGUCAAGCUCGACAGCUCCAUCGCCGCCGUCUGAUUCGACGAUCCAUCAGACGGCUUGUUGGUGCUGUCUGCUGCUCACGCUAGCUCUCUCACCCGACCUGUCGCGCGCUGCCCAUCGUGUUUACUUUGAUCUCGUCGCCGUGAUUUUUUAGCUGGUUGUGUGUGCCGCCGCGAUAAUCCCUGCAUAGAUUAUUGUAUGCAUGUAGUAUAACCGCGUACGAGUACGACCGAUCGCUACUGCUUUCUUCUCACCCUCUUCUGCCUUUUAUUACCGUAUAUACUCCUAUCUACUGUGUCUAGGUAAGUACUGUACGUGUGCUGUGGUAGUACGUAUUGUUGUACCUUGCCUGGAAUAAAUGUAACGAGUGGGUUAAUAAUCACCGGUGUACUUAUUAGAUCCUGCUUAGAUUCCAUAUAGUUUAAAGUUU
Sorghum bicolor (sorghum) is the source of this 1257-nucleotide messenger RNA. RefSeq names its product lachrymatory-factor synthase. The record is from RefSeq and is a predicted model, not a curated record. The coding region runs from base 234 to 863 and encodes 209 amino acids. NCBI's taxonomy places the organism in Eukaryota, Viridiplantae, Streptophyta, Magnoliopsida, Poales, Poaceae. The transcript has a single exon.